CUGAGGACACCAUGGUCUCUUCCUUCUAAACAGCCAGAACCACAGAGGAGACACCAUGCCCCCCACCCUCAGGGCCCUUCUUUGCCUCGGGCUGAGCGUGGGCCUGAAGACCCCAGUGCAUGCAGGGACCCACCCCAAACCCACCCUCUGGGCUGAGCCAGGUUCUGUGAUUCCCAGGGGGAGCCCUGUGACCCUCUGGUGUCAGGGGGCCCUGCAGGCCCAGGAGUUCCGUCUGCAUAAAGAGGGAAGUUCAACACCCUGGGACAGACAGAAGCCACUGGAUCCUGGGAACAAGGCCAAGUUCUCCAUCACACAGAUGACAGAGCCCAGUGCAGGGAGAUAUCAGUGUUAUUAUCUCAGCCAAGGUGUCUGGUCAGAGCGCAGUGAUCCCCUGGAGCUGGUGGUGACAGGAUUCUCCUACUACAGCAAACCCAUCCUCUCAGCCCUGCCCAGCCCUGUUGUGACCUCAGGAGGGACCGUGACCCUCCAGUGUGGCUCAUGGCAGGGAUUUGACAGGUUCAUUCUGACCAAGGAAGGAGAGGACAGGCUCUCCUGGACCCUGGACUCACAGCCUCACCCCAGUGGGCAGUCCCAGGCCCUGUUCCUUGUGAGCCCAGUGAUCCCAGUGACCUCCGGCCUCAGGUGGACAUUCAGAUGUUACGGCUGUUACAGCAAAAUCCCCCAGGUGUGGUCACAACCCAGUGAACCCUUGGAGCUCCUGGUCUUAGGAGCAGCCGACACCAUCGGCCCCUCACACAACAGCUCCGGUAACUCUAGUGACUCCCACCCCCAGGACUACACAGUGGGGAAUCUCAUCCGCAUGGGAGUGGCUCUGCUGGUCCUGCUGGUCCUCGGGGUGCUGCUAUUUCAGGCUCGAGACAGCGAGACAAUGGCCCAGGCUGCCACCAAGACCUGGGACCGUGUCUCUGCUGAGCUGAGCUCUGCAGACACAGGGACCCCAGUCUUUCUGAAGCAUCUGCAGAACCUGAGUAACCACUGUGCAUGGGGAGGACCCACAAGGAGGGCGCCCUGGUCUCUACCUUCUACACAGCUGGGUUCAGAGAGGAGACUCCAUGCCCCCCAUUCUCAUGGCUCUGCUCUGCCUUGGGACUCUCUUGCAGGGCUGAGCCUAGGCCUGAAGACCCCAGUGCAGGGAGGGACCCUCGCCAAGCCCACCCUCUGGGCAGAACCAGGCCCUGUGAUCCCCUGGGGGAGCUCAGUGACCAUCUGCUGUCAGGGGCCCCUGCAGGCCCAGGAGUUCCAUUUGUAUAAAGAUGGAAGCCCAGCAACCUUGGAUAGACAGAUAUCACAGUAUCCCAGGAAGAAUGUCAAGUUCUUUAUCAUACAAAUGACAGAGUUCACUGCAGGGAGAUAUCAGUGUUCAUAUGUCAGCCAAGGUGUCUGGUCAGACCGCAGUGAUCCCCUGGAGCUGGUGGUGACAGGAGUCUACAGCAAACCCAGCCUCUCAGCCCUGCCCAGUCCUGUUGUGACCUCAGGAGGGAAAGCGACCCUCCAGUGUGGCUCAUGGGAGAGAUUUGACAGGUUCAUUCUGACUAAGGAAGGAGAGGACAGGCUCUUCUGGACCCUGGACUCACAGCCACACCCCAGGUGGCAGGUCCAGGCCCUGUUCCCUGUGGGCCCCGUGAACCCCAACCACAGGUGGACAUUCAGAUGCUAUGGUUGUUACAGGAACACAUCCCAGUUGUGGUCACUGCCCAGUGACCCCCUGGAGCUCCUGAUCCAAGGUGGCUCAGGGAAGCCCUCCCUCCUGACCCAGCAGGGCCCCAUCGUGGCCUAUGGACAGAGCCUGACCCUCCAGUGUCUCUCUGGCAUCAGCUAUGACAGAUUUGCUCUGUCCAAGGAAGGGGGACAGGGCCUCCCCCAGAUCAAUGCCCUGCAGCCCCAGGCUGGGCUCUCUCAGGCCAACUUUCUCCUGGACGCUGUGAGCACCUCCCACGGGGGCCGUUACAGGUGCUAUGGUGGACACAACCUCUCCUCUGAGUGGUCAGCCCCCAGUGACCCCCUGGACAUCCUGGUGGCAGGAUGGCUCCCUGACAGACCCUCCCUCUCGGUGCAGCCGGGCCCCGUGGUGGCCUCAGGAGAGAAUGUGACCCUGCUGUGUCAGUCACGGAGAAGGAGUAACACUUUCCUUCUGACCAAGGAGGGGGUAGCCAAUCCCCCCCUGCGUCUCAGUUCACAGUCCCGAGCUCAGAAGCACCAGGCAGAGUUCUCCAUGGGUCCUGUGACCUUGGCCCACGGGGGGACCUACAGGUGCUACAGCACAAACCGCAACAGUCCCUACCUGCUGUCACAGCCCAGUGACCCCCUGGAGCUCCUGGUCUCAGGAGCAGCCGACACCAUCGGCCCCUCACACAACAGCUCAGACAACUCGAGUGACUCCCGCCCCCAGGACCACACAGUGGGGAAUCUCAUCCGCAUGGGCGUGGCUCUGCUGGUCCUGCUGGUCCUCGGGGUGCUGCUGUCUCAGGCUCGAGACAGCGAGAGAAUGGCCCAGGCUGCCACCAGGACCAGAACACAGAAGUAAAGGGGCAUCUCUCAGAGUGGGAGAGACUUGGAAAUGAAGUCGUGUGCCCAGAAGGUUGUGGAAAAUAAUCUGGGACAUGCUGUAUGAGGUGUCUGCAACUCACCGCCCAUGGAGGACUCGUUUUAUUGCUCAUAUGCAGGGGGAGGACUCAUUGCUCAUAUGCACGGAGACAAUCUUUGGACCCUUCUGCCAUUAACUUCUGCCCUUCUCCUCCCAACCAUUGUUGAGUCAUGUGACCGAUUCCUACCUUUUCCCAUUUCAGUUAAAUUAGCGUUGAUCCCACAUGGCAUGGUCAGGGCCACACCUCCCUACACUUUCAGUAAACUCGUUCUUCUUUAUGUCUAAUUCCACCUGCGUUCAUGUUUCUAUGGAGUGUCCAUCCACUCAGUGCACAGCAUGACAUCUAUUUCAAUAAACCCAUGAGCUGGCAUCGCAAACAUUCAGCUCACAAGAGAUAAAUCCCAAAUGGUGUCCUAGCACCCUCUCUCAACCCCACAUGUCUUCAACUUUCCUCAGAUGGCUCCUGGGGGCUUUCUCCAGGAACCUCCUCACAAGGUAUCAAGGCUAUUGUUCUACCCUUGGAAGCAAAGGUAUUUACAUUGCUGUUUUUAAAGAGAACAAAGAGAGAGAGAAAUCUCAGUGGGAGAAAGGUACAUCGGUUAAUUGCCUACCAUAUGUGCCUUAACAGGGAAUUGAACUUGUAAUAUAUGUAUAUGAGCUGACUGGGGACUGAAAUCACAAACUUUUGGUUAUGGGACGGUGCUCCAACCAAUGCAGCCACACCAGCCUGGGGGAAAUGAAGACGUGUUUGUUUGAAGGGAUCCCCUGGGUUGCACUGCCUGGGAAAACCCACUGUUAAAAACACGGUGCAGUAUCCAGAUGAUGCCUUAGAGAAUUGUACAUUGAAACCUAUACAAUUCCAUUAUUCAUGUCAU
Artibeus jamaicensis (Jamaican fruit-eating bat) is the source of this 3480-nucleotide messenger RNA. RefSeq names its product leukocyte immunoglobulin-like receptor subfamily A member 6. Gene Ontology annotation, molecular function: inhibitory MHC class I receptor activity. The record is from RefSeq and is a predicted model, not a curated record. The transcript has 15 exons. Lineage: Eukaryota; Metazoa; Chordata; Mammalia; Chiroptera; Phyllostomidae. Gene Ontology annotation, biological process: cytokine-mediated signaling pathway. Bases 56 to 2545 code for a protein of 829 amino acids.